AUGUUACUUGUAAUUUCUCUAUUGCUGCUCCAUAAUGUAUAUUCAAAUUUUGUUACUUGUCCUUAACUAUAUACUAGUAGAUAAACAUGUGAAUCUUAAAAAGGAUGUAUUUUCUAUGAUUGGAAACAAUCAAGUAAUAAAUUAAUCAUAAUUUUAGCAUGUUAUUAUGAUUGUCCAUCUUAUCCACAAUAAGAAUGUAUUUUAUUAUUUAAUUGUAAAUGGGUGGAUUAAGAAUGUUAAUUCAAAGCUUGUUUAGAUUAUUCAGAAUAAGGUAAAUUAUUUAAUUUUAUUAAUAGGACCUAAGACAUGUUCUAAUACUCCUGGAUGUAAUUGGUAUUGGAAUAAAUGUAGAUAAUAGGAUUGUCAAAAUAUUGGAGCAUCUACUUAAGCUGCAUGUUCAAAAACUUAUUGUGUUUGGGAUGAAAUUGAAACUAAAUGUAUCAAUAAGGCUUGUGCUGAUUAUAAAAAAUCUAUUUGUCAAUAAUUAACUCAAUGUACUUGGAGUUCUGAAACUUGCACAGAUGCAGUUUUCUCUAAUUAUGGACAAUUUUUAAUGACUUUAUUGAUAAUAUUAUUAUUAGAUUGA
Messenger RNA from Paramecium pentaurelia, 586 nucleotides. NCBI's taxonomy places the organism in Eukaryota, Ciliophora, Oligohymenophorea, Peniculida, Parameciidae. The record is from the annotation of a GenBank genome assembly.